Molecule: messenger RNA, 6294 nt
Organism: Pungitius pungitius (ninespine stickleback)
Lineage: Eukaryota; Metazoa; Chordata; Actinopteri; Perciformes; Gasterosteidae
Gene: arhgap31
Product: Rho GTPase activating protein 31
Exons: 12
Coding region: 715-4488 (1257 amino acids)
Biological process (GO): small GTPase-mediated signal transduction
Cellular component (GO): lamellipodium
Molecular function (GO): GTPase activator activity
Source: RefSeq, a predicted model, not a curated record
AGGCAGAGAGCAGCUUUCCCGUUCGUUCCAAGUUUGGACCCAUAAAAGAAAAAAAAAAGAAAAUGGGUAAAGGAGAGCCAGUAGUUCCUACUCUUGAAUUCCCUCCUCUUUACCCAGUCUCAACAUUUCAACGAUCCCUGCCACGAGUCCAUCUCUAAAUAUAGUAUAUUCUAAACAUCUUAAAGUGGAAAUCUCACACACAAAGUAACGCUACCAAGGUGAUUUGCUUCUCGGGCUACACAGCAGUUGGUGAAAAGGGGAGACUGUGGAAUGAAGGAAAAGAGGAGGAGAUAAAAAAAGGAGCAGAGAGAGAGAGAGAGAGAGAGAGAGACUGGUUGGGGGGUUAAAGAAAAACAACAGGAAACCGAGCGAUUCUAAUGCUGUUUCUGCAAAUCCUUCCGAGAUAAAGCAACGGACUCUGCCACGUCCCCGGGCCGAGCCAUCGCUCACGGCAGGAAUUCUCAUUGAUCAUCUCUUUUAUUGUUGUCCAUAGAUUUUCUAGUUGAAAAUGUGACGUCACUUCUGCUCUCAGCCUCCAACCGUGCGGUUUAUCAGAAUGUGAGCGGAUGCAGUUUUUCGGAGCCGUUCACUGGGGUUUCGAUGCGGCUGCUUUUCUGACCUACAAACCCGACCUCCGCCGGGGUCCUAUGGAUCGAUCGCCGUGCCUCCAAGGAUCUGUUUGUUUUAAUCGUCGGGACGACUAACCGGAGCCACAUGAAGAAUAAAGGGACUAAACAGAAGUCCAAGAAGAAGGGAAGUGAGAAUGUGUUCGGCUGUGACCUGAUAGAACAUCUGCAGAGCUCAGGACAAGACGUUCCUCAGGUUCUGAAGAAAUGUGCAGAGUUCAUUGAGGAGCAUGGAAUUGUGGACGGUAUCUACAGACUCUCGGGGGUCACCUCGAACAUCCAGCGUCUCAGGCAGGAAUUCUGCUCCGAGGCGUGCCCUGACCUUACAAAGGAAGUGUACCUCCAGGACAUCCACUGUGUGGGUUCCUUAUGUAAGCUGUUCUUCAGGGAGCUGCCCAAUCCUCUGCUCACCUACGAGCUGUACAGCAAAUUCACCGAGGUGGUCUCAGUCCAGGGGGAUCAUGAGAGACUUUUACACAUCCAGGGAGUCAUCAAAGAACUGCCCACCCCUCACUUCCGGACUCUGGAGUACCUCACCAAACACUUGGCCCACCUUGCCACCUUAAGCACCCAAACCAACAUGCAUACACGUAACCUGGCCUUGGUCUGGGCUCCAAAUUUAUUACGAUCUAAAGAUAUUGAGGCUUCGUGUAAUAAUGGAGACAUGGCUUUCCAGGAGGUGCGGAUACAACAGUCAGUGGUCGAAUUUAUUCUCAACCACACAGAAGAGAUCUUUAGCAAUUCGGUGCAAAUAAAACCCAAAGAAGGUGUGACGUGCGGGGAGAAGUACGCCACGCUACCGAUCAGUGGCCAGUGUGGGCCGAUGAAACUGAUGAGCCUGGAAGAAGCUCAGGCCCGUUCCUUAAGUCCAGACCACCCCGUGCAUAAAGAGCGUCAGCGGGAGAACAGCCUGCCUAACGCCAGCACCGCCACGCUCUACCACACCGUCAUAGACGUGUUGGACAGCAAGAGGAAGUUUUCUGGGAAAUCCAAGAAGUGGAAGUCCAUCUUCAACCUGGGACGCUCCGUGGAAUCAAAGGGAAAACUCAGCCGGAACGGCAGCGUGUUCAUAAGAGCACAGGGGACCGAAAAGGCGGCUCUUCGUCCAUCCAGGAGCAUGGAGUCGAUGUGCUCCUUACCAACAGACAAUGACGGAUCAGGACACAAAGCCAGUGGGUCCAGCAGCACCUCCGUUCCAGAUGUCAAGUCCAGAACGCUGGGAUCCGACUCGCUCUUUGAUCUGAGUGAACACGAUGCACACUGGGAGUUUAAAGGGACGAGAGCCGGCGGGGCGACAGGUGGCUGGAGCUCUAGUGCGGACCAAAAGGAGUCCCCAGAGGCCUCCGCACCCCCUCAAAAAACACUGCCGGAGCAACUGAAGGUGUUCAAAGGUGACGACCUCAGCGGCUACAAGCCCACCUCUCCGAAAAGCAGGAGGAUGUUGUACUCGGGCUCCUCCCACAACAGCUCCUCUCGGCCCUCCUUCCCGGGAAGCUUCUUCCCGCUGGAGUCCUCGCCGAGGCAUCAGCGAAGAGCCGUCAACAUAUCAGAGCCCUUCGCCGUGUCCGUACCCCUGCGCGUGUCCGCGGUCAUCAGCUCCAACAGCACGCCGUGCAGGGCGCACGUCAAGGACAAAGCUGCCUCUCUGAAGCCUUGCAAAGAGAGCUCGGAGCACAGCGGCAACAGCGGAAGGAGCAACACUUUCCCCCAAGUGGAACCCAAGAAGCAGGAAGGAGCAGAGAAGAAAAAGCCAGAGGGGCCGCCCUCGAGAGUCCUACCACGGGAUGCAAGCAAAGAAGUGUUGCAACGAGGUCAAGGAGAGGUGAAUACUUCUGAACUGGAACCAGCGUCCUGUGGAAAUGGCAGAGAGACAGCGCCCUCUCCUGGGGAGGAAGGGCACAGCCAGCAGACUGCUCUGCAACUGGACGAGGGCUCUUCUCCUGGGAAAGAGCUGUUGUCUGACCCUCACCCGGAGCUGAAGAUAACUGAGCCCGAAGCCGACCUGCUGGCUGAGACCUUCAAACCCGUCUUCAGCUCAGAGAGCACCUGUGGGGGAAGGAAGUUGACAAUGGACGUUAAGUCAAAACAGAGCCGCAGCUCUCCGUCCCUGUCGCUGUUAUUUCGGGACCAGCCUUCGUGCCCCCCUCUGAGUGAUCACGUGACUUCCCCCACUGGGUCGGACUCGGUGCACAAACAGCCCUCAGAGUCCGACAUCUCAUUUUCUCGUUCCAAUAACACUGCAAAGCUACAUUUAAAUAUAAAACCCUUUGACAAAGAUGACACCAAACUGGGCCGGCUUCCCUUGACAGAAUCACGUCUGGAUAAAGUUACGAAUCCUUUGACGGCGGAGGACCCUCCAAGCGCUGUAAUCCCCUCAGGAGCAGAUGAUACCCACAAAGAUUUAAAGAAACUUGAAAUCCCCCAAGGAGACAAAAAAAGCGAAGAUGCAGAUGCAGCGAAGAAGAGCGCGAUUCCCGCGGUGGAAGUUAUUCAGAGGCUGUUGGUGUGUUUGGAGGCGAGACGUGCCGCCUUGGAGCUGCCGAACCUCCACCACGACGAAGGAUGUGGAGGAAUCCCCGAGGAGCUGGACCUGGUGGAGCCCUGGGAGGAUUUCAGCUCCACCAAGCAGUGGGUUACCAGUCCGCUCCACUCACCCGACGUGGAGGAGUUUUUUAAGCAGCUGUCCCCCUUCGGCUCGUCUCCUAUUGCUUCCCCUCCGGUGGACAAUAACAAACAGAGUCUCAUUAAGAGCACCGAGCAGUCCUCGGGGAGCAUUCCCCCGACCUGCAGCAGCGGACCAGAGACUAAAGGGGCGUCGGGGAUGGGUGUGAGCAGGGGUAUCACCGCGCAACCUCACAGCGGGAAAGGCAGCGCGACAAGACAGAAGAACACGGCAUCAUCUCAGAGGUUUUACAGGCAGAUGUCCUACGAGGCCGAGAAAAGAGCGGAGAACUGCUUUUCCAAACGCAGGCCGUACUCACUCAAUUUAGACCUGGGCCAUCGAUGCAUCAGAGACAUUUCAAACCAGCAAGACCGAAAUUCGUCAGAGUUUUCCUCUGGUCAGAGUGGAUUACUGACCUCCUCGGAGUCCGUGAAUAACAGGCUCCCCUCGGAGCUGGACUUGUUCCUGAGUGACCGGCAGGCGCCCCUACGCCGGAACUCGGCGCCGGUCAGCGUGUCGUCGGUGCGCACGGCCUUCAUGAUAAAAACGUGCCAGGCCAAAGCCGUGCCGGUCGUGCCCCCGAAGGUGCAGUACAGCCAGAUCCCUGCCUCCAGGCGCGAGAAGGACGCCGACGCGGCGAAGGAGCGUCCCAAAACGCCCGCGGAGAAAAGCAGCGCGCCGCCCCCGCCGGCGAUGUCGGACCUGCGGGAGGAGCUGGAGAACAAAGAGCCGGCGCCACCGGCGCACCAACGGCACCCGCAGGGCGCCGAGGCCGCCAAGGCCAAGUGUGCCGGCGAGCUGCCGGUCAUCACGAGGAGGCACGCGCCCAGCCUGGAGGUGUUUGUCGAUUGUCCCAGGCCCGGCAGGGGCAACGUCUCGCAAAGGCCGUCCUUCAGGAACAGGCAGAGACCUCAGAGCCUCAUCCUGCUCAGCCCUCCCUUUCCCAUCAUGGACCACCCCCCGACGGGAGACGACGGCAAGCCGCCGCCGUCCCUCAGGGGCCCGAGCGACGCCUCGGCGGCGGGCGUCUUUUCCAGGGAGGCGGCGGACGGCCUACGGGCGCCGGAGGGGAUCGGCCUUCAGAACAAAAUGACCAUCCCCAAAAGUGGACAGAGGCUGGAGACGUCAACCAGCUGCUUCUACCAGCCGCAGAGGAGGUCGAUGAUAUUUGACAGCAGGAGCCACAGACAGAUCGAGUGACAAGGAGGCGGCGCUGUGGCUUCACGCAGGAAAGAGGAAGGCGGGUGAUAUGAUGUCGAUCAUAUCGCUUUGUUUGCUAGGAUUCUCAAACUUCGGAGAGAGGAAGGCUUUGUAAAAUUUCCGAUUUUUGACGCGUUUGAGAAGGUGUUGAUUCAUGUGAAAGCCGUUUAAACUUGACUCGAGAUCUAGGGCUGCAACGGAUGAUUUAUUUGAUUUAGUCAAUUGAUUGUUUGGUCGUUAAAAUAUCAGAAAUUGUUAUUGGGUUUCUCAGUGCUCAACUUACGUUUUAAAACGGCUGGUUUGGCGGAAGCCAAAAGAUAUUCAGUUUACUGUCUCACAAAAACAACAUAAGAAAUAGCCAAACAAAAGGGAGGAUUUACUCCUCUUAAUAGCUUCUUCAAGAGGUUUAAACUUCAUCUCACAGUCCCUCUUGGAGGAUGGAGCUCAUUCCGUUGUCACGGAGGCAGCUCACUGGGCGAGUGUCCGUCCACUGAGGGAGACACGGGGACGAAAUCUCAUCAGAAAAGCUUUAAGGGACUAUGCUUUAUUUAUUUAUUUUAUGUCUUAUUCAAAGAGGUGUUUUUUCAGCCUCCGCCAGUCUAAAGCAACUGUUGUCUUGUCACCAGGUUUCUGGUGGGCAUCAAACUGUUUGUGGUCGUCACUGGAAAUGGGGAUUCAGGGCCUUUGUAUGUUCUAUGUCUGGAUUCUGCUAAAAAAAAUUAAAAAAAAUCUCAAUUUUUGAAGAAUCAGAAUGAAAAACCAACAAACCAACCCAUGCCAUCAGUGUCCAUGAUGUUAUGACGUAUAGUUGUAUUGUCUUAAUUUACUGACCUGUUAGCAGCCAGAGUUCGUUCUGUAUCAGAUUGCGACCUCAUUUGAAUAUUCUGAACUGAAUAUAUCUUUGGACAUUAAGGACUAAAGGAAGAAGAAACUUAAGAACUAACUAAAAAACCAUUGGACAACCACACAUUUGAUGGGUUUAUUUAUUCCUUUAUUGAGAUACUCAUGUUAUGAAGUAAACAUGAUAUAUCCUAUAUGUAUUGAUUGGCUCCGUGACAAGGUGAUGUCAAUGUGAUUUUUUUUUUUUAAACUAAUAUUUAAAAGGAAAUUGUUUUUUUCUGAUUUAAACACAUCAAGAGGUUUUUCAUUGCAUUUACCCCUUCAACUUCAAUUCAAAUGUAUCUUUGUUUUCCAUAAUUGUGUGAUAUUUUAUGGCUUUCUUUUUGUUUUCUGUUUGUUUUUUGACCACAACAACAAGCAGUAUUGUAGAAGAGAGUAUGUGAUGUUGUGAAGAGUAAAACCCUGGAGCUGCUGACAGGGUUUGUGCAAGCUGACUGUUUUUUUCCCGUGUUUGAGUCAAAAGAUGGCCUCUCCAGGUUUAUAUUCAUUUUCCUUGGAUUUAACAAACAAAGGAUCUGAUGUAUUGAGCUUUAUCACCCAUGAACAUAACAUAGUUUGGAUGUUAAAAAGAGUCUCUGGUGUGUUUUCAAAAGUUGCAGAUGUUAUUGAGGUGACAGUAUUUUUUGUACUGAAGUUUGGAUGGAAAGGAUGGAUGAUUGCACUUUUUUAUCCAAAAAAAAAGUUUGAGAAAGGAGAAUUGUUUUUUAAAUAUGUUUUGUAACUUGUAUACUUGUUGAUACUGAAAAUGAUUGACUGAAUCGUCUGUAUUCAUAGGGGGGAAAAAAUGAACUGAGAAUCUUUGCUUAAAGUAUCUGAUGAUGGCACCUGAAAUAAUGUAAAAAAAAGACACUUGAUGAAUUUUAUUGAAAUCAAACGUUAUGGGAUUAAAAAGUUCUGAAAACUUUC